AUGCUAAAUUUAAUUCCAUCUCAGGAAUAUAAACCCUAUAAAAAUACAUCAAGUAAUGCUUAAUCAGCUGUUUGCAUACUUUUAAGAGGACUAUUCAAACCUAAAUAAGGAUUUACUUAACUUGAUAUCAAUAAUCCUUAAUCCACUAAAUUUCAAGAUUAACAAGAUAUUUAAAUUCUCUAUAUCUAAAGAUAAAAUUCAAAACAAGAUUAAUAUAGUGGUGAAAUUGCUUUUCCUGGAGGUAAAUGUGAUGGAGAUGAAACUGAUUUAUAAGCUGCAAUAAGAGAAGUACAUGAAGAAGUGGGAAUAAAUUUAAAUGAAUUAGAAUGCUAUUAUGUAUGUCGACUCUCUAAGAAUGCUUUUAUGAAGAAGACCAGAAAUAAUAAAUACUUAUAUUGCAGUGCUUUUAUAAUAGCUAUAAAUGAUCCUGAGAGAAGGACUGAUAAGAUGAGAUUGUCAUAAAAUGAAGUAUAAGAGGCAAAAUGGAUAGAGCUUAGUUAUUUUGAUAAUCCAAUUAAGAAAACAAAAAAGAGUCAGCAUUAUUUUGGACCUAGAUCAAUAGCAAAAUAUUUUAAGCAGGCAGAGACAGCUGCAUUAGAUAUUGGAUUUGAUGAAGUAUUGUAUGGAUUUACAUUUUUUGUGACUAUGGCAUUUUUGUAUUAAAUAUAAAAACAUUAGAAGGUAUGGGAACAUGCUCAUUUUGCAAAGUUUACUUUUACAGGACCAUUAAAGUAUGCUUUAGAAUAUGGAGCAAUGAUAGCAUAUAAGAAAGAGAGAAUUGGUUUAUUUGAGAGAUGGGAAUGGCCAAUUUAUACAUACUUAAUACCAUUACUAAUAUUGAUAUUAUUGAUUUGA
This is a messenger RNA of Paramecium sonneborni, 855 nucleotides long. NCBI's taxonomy places the organism in Eukaryota, Ciliophora, Oligohymenophorea, Peniculida, Parameciidae. The record is from the annotation of a GenBank genome assembly.